UUGCCCUGGCACAGAGCCCAGCAAUGGGCAGCUGCGAGAAGAACCAGCAGCUGUGCUUUCGGUUCUGAAGGGAUUCCUCAAGCGAGGGAAACGAAACCUGAGCAGCCUGCGCUUCCUGGAGGGCAGAGAUGGCUGACGCUCCUGCUUCGAAACCGGCCUUCAAGCCCAAACCCCGGAGGCCUGUCUGUGCCCUAUGCCAAGGGCCCUACAAAACUGCCGUGGUCGUCGCAGGACAGAAAUUGUGCCGGUUCUGUUUUUCUCGCGUGAAGAGGGAGGCCGCAGCCAGCGGGACUUCCCCAAAGGAUGACCGGGAGGAGAAAGGGGAGCAGGAGCAGGAGAGAGGAACUGAGGAAGAGGGGGAAUUUCAGAGUCUAUGUGAGGAGCACCGAGAAGACCUGACAUGGUUCUGCACAAAGGAAAAGGCUCUCUUAUGUGAGACCUGCAAGGCCUCCGAGGCUCAUGCCUCUCAUUCCGUGGUGCCUGUUGAAGAUGCUGCCCAGGAAUACCAGGGGAAGCUGCAACAUGCCGUAUCUUUGCUCACUCGACAACUGCAAGCGUCUGUGGAGCAGAAAUACAAGGAAGGGAAGAAAACAGCUGUGUGGAAGGACAAGGUGCACAGUCAGAAGGAGCGGGUGGAGAGCGAGUUUGCAAAGCUGUACAACUUCCUAGUUGAGGAAGAGGAGGAACUCUUGCAGAGGCUGAAGGCAGAGGAGAGGCAGACCCUGAAGAGGCUGGAUAGAAAUUUAACCCGACUCUCAAAGCAAAACUCCUCGCUGAAACAGCUGGUUAAGGAGAUCAAGUCAAAGAGCCAGAAGGCGCCUGCUGAACUUUUGAAGGAUGUGGAAAAUGUGUUAGCAAGGACGGAAAACGUGACGCUGUUCGAACCGGAAGUCGUUCCUACGGAACUGAAGAACGUUUACAACAUUCCUUGCCUUGACAUGAUUCAGAUCUUAACCAAAUUCAAAGUGGACGUGUCUCUGGAUCCAACCACAGCGCAUCCAAGUCUUUUGGUCUCCACAGACAGGAAAAGUGUGGAAUACAGAGGAUCCUGGCAGCUGCGGCCUCCAGACGACAAUAACAACACAGAGAGAUUUGACACUUAUGUCCUUGUCCUGGGCUCCGAGGCGUUCACCUCCGGGAGGCACUACUGGGAGGUGGAGGUGGGAGACAGCCCAGAAUGGGACCUGGGGGUUUGUAGGGAAUCGGUGAGCAGGAAGGGGCAGCAAACCAUUUUCUCCCCCAUAAGUGGGUACUGGAGGCUGUGGCUCCGGAAGGGAGACCAAUACAAGGCUUUGAUUUCCUGCCCUACGCUGCUCCCCGUGAACACAAGGCCAAAGCGGGUGGGAGUUUUCCUGGACUAUUCCGAAGGGGAGGUUUCCUUUUACGACGUGACCGAGAGAACCCACAUUUACACGUACAUCGGGACCUUCUGUGGCCCCCUGCGGCCCUUCUUUAGCCCCAGCCGCCAACAGAAAGGGGCAAACGGGGCCCACCCCUUGCUUAUCUGCCCAGGCCCAAAAGCAAGAAUGAGCAAAAAAACGGCUACCUCUGCACUAAACUAGAGCUUCUCCCAACCCGUGUCAUUCGUGUUGAUUCAAACAGUAAAAGGCAGCCAUUGUCCUGCUUGCCAGCUGCCUCCCACAUCCCCUCCCGUCUUCAACUCUAUCCUGACUGACAGUAGGCCCCACUGUUGCAUGGUCUUGCAGCCCCCCCCUAAUUAUCGUCCCUCGCUUUUGAUAGGGGAAACGGCCACUCUAGACUCCGAACUCAGUGAGUGUGUUUCGAAAGCCAAAACAGCCCCCAUCUGUUUCCGCUUUCCAUUCAAGUGGCAAGAGAACUUCCUAACAGUAAGAGCUGUUCCGACAGUGGAAUUUGCUGCCAAGAAGUGUGGUGGAGUCUCCUUCUUUGGAGGUCUUUAAGCAGAGGCUUGACAGCCAUUUGUUAAGAAUGCUUUGAUGGCGUUUCCUGCUUGGCAGGGGGUUGGACUGGAUGGCCCUUGUGGUCUCUUCCAGCUCUAUGAUUCUAUGAGAAGCCUUUUUCUCCCCUCUCUCCUCCAGACAACUUGCACUCUUAGGAGGAAAAUCCGUAGCAAAUUUGUCUUGAAAAUCCAUUUAUGACGACACUACAACUCCUAAAUAUAAUCAUCCCCCACUUUGAGGUUUCAGUGUGACAGUGGCGGAGGAAGCCGCUGCAUCACCCAGGGCAGCAAAUCGCCGUGCACUGGGGGUUGAGGGCGUCGCUCGUAGGGCGCAUGCAUCACUACGUAAUAACGCAUGCGUCGCUACGUAACGAAGCUGCGCAUGCGCACCACGUAGAGGGCGAGCCUCCAGGCAAAAAGCCCGCUCAGCGGACCGCCCCUACGCCCCUGCAGUGAGAUAAGAAUGAACAGCUUCCCUAUAGACCUGUAGGGCCCUGCCCUGGUUCUCUUCACCUGGCUUGGGGCGGGGCCUGACAGGCUCCAUAAACAUAAAGGAUUGCGACUGCUGCUGCUGCUGGGCAGAGAGGGCUCAGUUUUUGUUUUCUAAAUUGCUUUUAUUUUUCAUCUAUAUCGUUUUAAAUUGUGAUUGAUAUUAAUGCUGUAUUCUUAGUUUUAGAUUUUAUGAUUCAUGUGGAAAUUUUUUUCCACUUGGUUGUGUACUUUUUGAUGUGUUAUUCAUUGCUUGAGACUUUUGUUAUGUUGGUAAUUAUGUAAAUCUUGUCAUGUUGUAAGCCGCCUUGAGCAUUGUUUUAACUAUGGAAAGGCGGCAUAUAAAUAAAAUGAUGAUGAUGAUGAUGAUCAGUGGGUAUAGGGCAGUAUAUACAUUUAAUAAAUAAAUAAUAAUAAUAAAGACUUGAUCCUACCUUAUUCUCUGUAUAAUAAUAAUAAUGAAACCCUUAUCAUGAAUCUUCUUGGUAAAAUUUUCAGUGUUGGAAGGGCCAUCUAGCUCAACCCCCUGCAAUGCAGGAAUCUUUUGCCCAACGUGGGGCUUGAACCCACGACCCUGAGAUUAAAAGUCUCAUGCAUCUUCAUUCCAAUUUACUUAAUAAGGACAAGCAAUGGAUCAUUAGUUAAGUGUCUGGUAUUUCCUGGCACAGAAGACCAGCACUGUAUUCAACAUUUGACCCAUUUUAUUUAUUUAUUUUUAAACUACACACACACACACA
Zootoca vivipara (common lizard) is the source of this 3144-nucleotide messenger RNA. RefSeq names its product E3 ubiquitin-protein ligase TRIM58-like. Gene Ontology annotation, molecular function: protein binding; zinc ion binding. Lineage: Eukaryota; Metazoa; Chordata; Lepidosauria; Squamata; Lacertidae. The record is from RefSeq and is a predicted model, not a curated record.